AUGGUUUUGUAUUACGCCCCGCGUCGCGCCGCGGAGACCUCGCACGUCGUCUACGUGGGCGCGGAUAAACACGAGAAUGAACGGCUCAUCGCGCACGGAUUGCCCCACGACGUGUGGUUUCACGUCGACGCGCUGAGCAGCGCGCACGUGUACCUGCGGCUGAGACCGGGAGAGACCUGGGACGACGUCGCGGAGGACGAGCUGGAGGACUGCGCGCAGUUGGUCAAGGCGAACUCGAUCGCGGGGAAUAAGAUUAACGAUGUGUGGGUGAUUUACACGCCGUGGGAGAAUUUGUUGAAGCGCGGGGACAUGGCGGUCGGGCAGGUUUCAUUCGUGGAUGAAAAGUUAGUGCGGAGAACCAAGGUGAAGACGCGGAGCAAUGAGAUCGUGAAUCGAUUGAAUAAAACAAAGGAGGAACGUUUUCCUGAUUUGCAGGCGGAGAAGGAGGAGUACGAGCGAGGGGUUCGGGAGGAGAAGAAGCGGGCGUAUCACGAGUCGGAACGAAGGAGAAAGGAAGAGGAGCGUCUGCGGCUCGAGGAGGCCGAGGCUCGGGACUAUAAGCACAUGAUGAACGAGGAGAAAAUGAAGAGUAAUAAAGAGUUGGCGAAGAAGUACGCGUCGGUGGAGGAAGCGGAGGAUGAUUUCAUGUGA
Molecule: messenger RNA, 651 nt
Organism: Ostreococcus tauri
Lineage: Eukaryota; Viridiplantae; Chlorophyta; Mamiellophyceae; Mamiellales; Bathycoccaceae
Product: Domain of unknown function DUF814
Exons: 1
Coding region: 1-651 (216 amino acids)
Source: RefSeq, a predicted model, not a curated record